Molecule: messenger RNA, 1061 nt
Organism: Drosophila rhopaloa
Lineage: Eukaryota; Metazoa; Arthropoda; Insecta; Diptera; Drosophilidae
Product: glycine-rich protein DOT1
Exons: 2
Coding region: 94-678 (194 amino acids)
Source: RefSeq, a predicted model, not a curated record
UCGCUGGUUCCCCACUCGAAAGCAACCAAAUUUACUCCACUCUACUCUACUCAACUCUUCCCCCCAACAAACACACUCACCCAACUCGUCGCUAUGAACUCCUUCUCAGUGUUCUUAGUGUUCGCGCUGGCGGCUUUGGCCGCGGCGGAGCCACCAUCCGGAUAUAACUAUCCCCGCGGCGGAGGCGGUGGUGGUGGCGGUGGACACGGCGGCGGAUUCGGAGGCGGCGGCGGAUUCGGAGGCGGCGGUGGAUUCGGAGGCGGUGGCGGCGGUGGCUUCCAGGCUGUGAGCGGCGGCUUCCAGACCUCCGAAGGACAGAACGUCGAUCCCCAGCUGCUGGAGCAAGUGCGUCAGAUCCUGCUGAACGAGGAGAGCAAGCAGGGCGGCGGCGGCGGCGGCGGCGGUGGAGGUGGCGGUGGCGGCGGUGGCUAUCCCAGUGGCCCGUCCACCAGCUAUGGUCCUCCGUCCUCGAGCUACGGAGCUCCGGGAAUCGGCGGCGGUGGCCGUGUAGUGGGCAUCGAUCUGGAAGGCGUCCGCCAGGCUAUCCAGGUGGCCCAGUUCGCCCAGCAGAGCUCGCAGCAGGGAGGCGGUGGCGGUGGCGGUGGAUACCCCAGCGCCCCAUCUGGAUCUUAUGGAGCCCCCUCGAGGCCCAGCGGCAGCUACGGAGCGCCCUUUUAAUCGUUCCCCAUCUCAAGACCCCUUCCAAAACUCAGCGACUGUACCUCUCAGUUCCCCGACACACUCCAACACACCCCGUUCCCCCGGAACCCCAGAACACCAAACUCAAUCUCGAAUUUCGUCUCGUACCCUCAACGAAUCUCGAAUCCGGGGCUUCGUUUUGGCCUUUUUUGUAACCCUUGUAAAUAGUUUUCUCACUCUACACGAAUACAAGAAAAACUGAAAAUGAAAGCCACACAACAACAACACCCACAACACCAAGAUGGUAAACACCCCAGACAGUGUUAUAACGCAUUAUUAGCUCGUAAGUGUUUUUAUUUUAUAUGAAACAAACAAAGAAACAACAAAAAAAAUAUGAAAACAAUAAAAAAAAUAGUAAAUUU